Recurvomyces mirabilis is the source of this 1185-nucleotide messenger RNA. RefSeq names its product Inorganic pyrophosphatase (gene IPP1). Gene Ontology annotation, molecular function: magnesium ion binding; inorganic diphosphate phosphatase activity. The transcript is spliced from 3 exons. The record is from RefSeq and is a predicted model, not a curated record. Gene Ontology annotation, cellular component: cytoplasm; nucleus. Bases 1 to 1185 code for a protein of 394 amino acids. Lineage: Eukaryota; Fungi; Ascomycota; Dothideomycetes; Mycosphaerellales; Teratosphaeriaceae. Gene Ontology annotation, biological process: phosphate-containing compound metabolic process.
AUGCCCGGACGACGCUUGCUCACCGCCAUCAACCCAUUGACCCAGACGAAUCGCAUCUCGGGCCACGUGCAGCAUCGCGCCUUCCUCACCACCCACCAUCACCACUUGCACCUGCCCUACGCAAUACUUCCGAACUCGGCAAGCCCCACCAAAGAUUUCACCCUGGACAAAAGCCUGCAGCUUGCGCAGGCGCGCUCCCAACAGUUAUCACAGCACUUCUCUACCUCGUCCGCCACUGCUACGUCUUCGUCACCUACAACAUCCGCAAAUAUGGCACAACAGACGCUGCCCACCCGGGGCGGCUUUGACCCCAAGGCCGCUUCCACCUUCACAGCCCGUAAGGUCGCUGCACCACACACUCUCGAGCACCGCAUCUACAUUGAGAAGGAUGGCGUGCCCGUCUCGCCCUUCCACGAUGUACCAUUGUAUGCCAACGAGCAGCAGACCAUCCUCAACAUGGUCGUCGAGAUUCCUCGAUGGAGCAAUGCCAAGCAAGAGAUAUCCAAGGAGGAGACCCUCAACCCCAUCAAGCAAGACACGAAGAAAGGCAAGCUCCGCUUCGUCCGCAACUGCUUCCCUCACAAGGGCUACAUCUGGAACUACGGCGCCUUCCCUCAGACCUGGGAGGACCCGAACGCCACCCACCCCGAGACCAAGGCCAAGGGCGACAAUGACCCCCUCGACGUCUGCGAGAUCGGCGAGCUCGUCGCCAAGACCGGCGAAGUCAUCCAAGUCAAGGUCCUUGGCGUCAUGGCUUUGCUGGACGAGGGCGAGACGGACUGGAAGAUCAUGGCCAUCAACGUCAACGACCCUCUGGCACCUAAACUGAACGAUAUCGAAGAUGUGGAGAGGCAUUUGCCUGGCCUGCUCAGGGCGACGAACGAGUGGUUCCGCAUCUACAAGAUCCCCGACGGCAAGCCGGAGAACCAGUUCGCUUUCUCCGGGGAGUGCAAGAAUAGGAAGUAUGCUAUGGAUGUGAUUCGGGAGUGUGCCGAGGCGUGGGAGAAGUUAAUUACUGGCAAAUCGCCAAAGGGCGAGAUCAGCCUCACCAACACCACCGUCCCUCACAGCAACGACCGCACCGAUGCCAGCAAGCUCAACAUUCCUCAGCACGAGGACAAGGCUCCUGCUCCGAUUGAUUCGAGCAUCGACAAGUGGUUCUACAUCUCCGGCGCUUCUGCCUAG